Molecule: messenger RNA, 4758 nt
Organism: Chara braunii
Lineage: Eukaryota; Viridiplantae; Streptophyta; Charophyceae; Charales; Characeae
Source: the annotation of a GenBank genome assembly
CUAUGCCUCAUUCCAGGCCAUUCUGGAUCGUGCGAACCUGGUCUUCCAAACGGAUGACAAGGCCGCCAACGAACGGCAAUCCCAGCCGCAAUAUGUGGCUAAGCAAGGCUACCAACGGCCGACGCAUAACAAUGCAAUGAUUCCUGACGAAUCAAUCGAUCUCCACGCUGCUCCAGCAUCCUCGAGUGAUGGAGUUGUCGCAGCGCUCCCGGCGAAGCGUCCCAAGAGAGUUCGGAAGAACAAGGCGACACAAGCGACGACAUCGACGGGAACUGGGCAGCAACCAUGGACGACAUACAACAUCACCAAGGAAGUACGGAGAUUGCCUUUGGUGCAAAAGUAUGCCGUCUCUACUGCUAAAGCACAACAGGAGGCAGCAGAGGCAGAACGUCAGCGGCUGGCCAAUCAGGCGGCAGCCCAAGCUCAGCGGACUGCUGAGGCUGACGCAACGGCUUCAGACAGGCAGAAUGCCGCCAGCACUAAGUCCCUGAUUCUGAAUGAGAGUCAGUGGACAGCACUCCUCCAAGGCAUGAUCUUUGUGCCUACGGACGAGCAGGCGGACCCGACACCGGCGGAGGCAGAAAGGAGUAACCUGGCUAACCUGAUGUUGGGCAUGAUGUGGGUGGUGAGGUGGAAUAACACAAUGCUGCAGGCACACCUGCUCGCGGACCGACUGCUCAGACAAAAGCAGCAGCAAGAUACUGUCGCCUUAACAGUUGUCGUCCUCGCCACAGCAGUGCAGCAGCAAAAACAGCACCAACUGUUGAACACCAUGAUCACACACGUCAACAGCAUCGAGGCUAAGGCCUCAACAGCGCCAGGCUGCACGACAAACACGGCGAAGCAGCUCAGGGAGCGCAUCGACCAUGUCGUCAACAUCAUCGGCGAACUAGGUGACUUUACCAGUCCAGCCACGAUCAGCAGCACGGUGGCCGCCAUCAAGACGGACAUCACCAAACUGCAAUCACGACCGGAAGCCACUGCGAAGAUAUACACGAUGCCACGUUUCAACAUCAACAAGUAUGACGACUACAACAAGACGGACGCCUUGCAAUGGUGGCAAGCCUUCCUCACCGAAGCAGCAUGCCACCAUGUGCCGGAUGAAGAUAUGAUGAAGGCACUCUACCUCCAACUCAUUGGAGGAGCACAGGCAUGGAUGAACCACACCACGGCCAAUCUGGGGUGCACCAUCGCCCAACUGCACACCCACAUUACGUGGAAGCAGUUCGAGCAAAUAUGGAACACUCGAUUCAUGGUCUGCAACGUUGUAAAGGCGGCCAUGAACGAGGCACACCUGCUCGUGGACCGACCGCUUAGACGAAAGCAGCAGCAAGAUAUUGCCGCCUUAACAGCUGUCGUCCGCGCCACAGUGACGCAGCAGCAAAAACAGCACCAGCUGUUGAACACCACGAUCUCACGCGUCAACAACAUCAACGCUAAGGCCUCAGCAGCGGCAAGCUGCACGACAGACACGGCGAAGCUGCUCGGGGAGCGCAUUGACCAUGUCGUCAACAUCAUCGGUGACCUAGUCAUGACAACGGAGUUCCGAGACUUGCUUGAUCGUACCGUCCUCAUCUACCUCCACGAUAUCUUGGUCUAUAGCAGGACGCUUGACGAGCACCUCGUACACCUUCUUGUGGUGUUGGAUCGUUUGCGAGCAGCCAAGUACAAAGCAAACCGCGACAAGUGCGAAUUCGCCAAACAAGAGCUUGGGUACUUAUGGUAUUAUAUGACGCUGAAGGGCAUUUGUCCUUUAGCGGACAAGAUCCAAGCCAUCGUGGAUUGGUCGGAACCCCGUUGGACGGCGGAUGUACGCUCUUUCAUGGGUUUGGCUGGAUACUACCAGCGCUUCGUCGAGUCUUACUCCAAAGUGGCAGCUCCUUUGUCGAGACUUCAGUCCCCGAAGGUACGAUUCGAGUUCGAUGACGCAGCUCGUGGCGCAUUCAAUAUGUUGAAGGCGGCGAUGCAAGACGCACCGGCCCUCCGUAUCUAUGACCCCACCCUACCCACCCAAGUAACUAUGGAUGCUUCCAGGUACGGUAUUGGUGCGGUAUUGGAACAAUGCCACACGGAUGCUUGGCACCCGGUUGAGUACUUCUCCCAAAAGGUGCCUCCCAUCAACACUCUCGGCGACGCUAGGAAGAAAGAGCUACUCGCGUUCGUCACCGUUCUCAAACGGUGGCGCCACUUUCUUCUCGGUCGUUGGCGUUUUAGAUGGAACACGGACAACAAUCCGUUGACCUUCUACAAAACGCAGAACACGGUCACUAGCACGAUCGGUCGAUGGAUGUACUACAUCCACAAGUUCGACUUUGAGCCGUUCCACAUUCCCGGUCCCGCCAAUCGAGCAGCAGACACCCUCUCACAACGGCCCGAUCUUUGUGCCCUCGUGACUACGACGUUCCAACUCGACGACGAUCUGCAGCAGCAUUUCGUCAAAGGCUACAAGUCCGAUCCGACUUACUCUACGCUUUAUGCGGAGCUCUCAUCGGAUCACCCGCCGGACGGUCAUUAUCUAGAGGAAAAAGCAGCACGGAAGACAAGAAACUCCAGCAAGAAGACGAAGAUGAAAUACUCAGAUCCGCGAAGCAACACGAAGUCGCGACGUGGAGCGAAUACCAGAAAGGGAAGAGAUGAGACCAGCGAAGAUACGGAUACUGGGACGAACACAGGAGAUGACACCACAGACUCAUCCACAACAACGACAUCGGAAUCAAAUGACCAAGAAGCAAGACAGAGGAGCCGUACCCGACGAAAGAAGAAGCGCACAACGAGAAGAUCCAAGAGAUCGAAGGGGAAAGGAAGGGUCAAGGAGAACAAUACUCCUUCGAGGGUAUACGAGAAGGGAGAAUGCUCCGGGCAACAAAGAAACCCAAGACGGAUCAACGAACACAUGCAUAUGAAAGACGACACGGAGACGGAGGCGGAACCAAGAACUCCCUUAACUGGGGGAUUCAAAGGACUAGCUGCAGGCUGUUCACAGAAGGGACUAAUAGAAUACUGCAUCUCGGCGCAUAAAAUCUACUCGUCGAAGAAAGCGGACGUGUUGAAGAAACUAUGUGACCAGAAGGGGAUAAAGUACACGAAGAAACCCGAGGCGGUGGAACUCCUAGCGAGACAUCAGGUGGAGUUGGCAUACGAUGGCUAUGAAGAGGAUCGGCAGACGACCAAAGAGAUGACCAAGACUAAAGCGUCUGGUUCACCUAGGAAGGAAUUCAGUAAGGAUCGUACCACUACGGAGAAGAAGAUGCAGAAGGCGGUACCAGUCAUCAUCAGGGCCAUGCUGACUGCCUGGCUGAGAAGACCCAAGUCGGACUCCCGAUUGGUAACUCUCACGACCAGGAAACUUAUCGGACUGUAUAAGACAGUGGGUCUGUUCACGGAGAAGCAAACGAAGCAUAGGCUACAGAGUAAAUUGGAUAGGGUGAUUGUGAGGAAGACGGAAGUGAGUGUACGAAAGAGGGUGAACGUAAAGAUACCUUUCGACUCUCGGUUACGGAGAAAUGGAAUUAGGCAGGUAACGGAGAGAUUGAUCGAGAAUAUGGAAGGUGACAGGGCGCUGACCGACUUCUUGAAGACGAGAAUCCGGAUAGUGUGGACGCGUAACCGGAAUGUGGCGGAGCUGUUGCACAACCAGAAGCGUUUCGCCUGCGAGGACGAGCAUCCAUGUCUGUGUCGAACUACCGAUCUCCCGAAGUACGAAGGACAUGUUCUCACGAGGCGAAAGAUGGAGGGAUAUGUUAGCCUGUCUCUAGAAACGAUCAUGGAAGGUGUGAAGUAUGAUCUCAGGCAUUCGAUAGUAAGAUGCGGGGAUAAGAUAGUCAAACAGGUGUUUGGAAUCCCAAUGGGGAAGGCCACUAGCCCCAUCCUGGCAUCCAUCACCUGUGCGAUGGCAGAGAUGUGGUUCAUUAGGGAGCUUGGGAGUGAUAGAAGAUUGAUCGGGGGUUGGCGGAUUAUGGAUGACAUUACCAUUAUCGUCGGGAUGGCCCACCGAAUCAGUAACACGGAGUAUCCGGAGAACUUGUUCGAAGACUUCGAGUCCAUCUACGACAAGAAUCUGGAAGUCAUCCGCAAGGACGAAUGUGGAGUAGCAUGGGACUUCGUGGGAGGCAGCGUGAUGAUCUGUCAAUCACCACUGCAGCUCCAUUUUGUACCAAGUACUAAGAACACCGAAUCUCUGUACAAGGAAGGAAAGUUGGUAUUCCAGACGAUGCAGAAUUACAGUUCCUACUCGGCCAAGAGCGCAAAGAAAGUUGUGCUGACCACCACGAUCAAGAGACUGUGGGACCAAACCACGAGCAAGGAGCUGGUAUUAGGCGCGAUCGGUUUCGCUAUAUGUGAAGCGAACCUCUGGGGGUACCCCCCGGAGGUCUCUCUCGGUGCCCUGGCCAAUUUGGCCAAGGCUGUGCCGAAUAAGGCACUUCGUCACAUGUAUUCAGCCCUCGAAGACACGACGGAUUGUAACAGGAAGGACAAAUGCCGGAUCAAGGACUCGGUCGGACACAAGUAGCAGUGGAAUGAUAGCCGGCUAAAUUUUGAAAUUUUGAAAUUUUGAUUUUAAUCGUAAAUUUGUUCUGUUUUUUUUUUUUUGGGUUUUUUCGAAAUUCGUUGGAAACUCUACCGGGAUUUUGCGGUUCGACGCACGGAUGCAAUCAUUUUGGAAGCGGGUUCUCGGAGUUUUCCGGCACUUGCUUUUUUGGACGGACCGAGAACUAGAGACCGACGGCAAAUCCGAGAGUCGUACCGAAAUUCGAUAGA